AUGGAACAGAUCGAAACGCAGGUAAGCGACCUGCGAUACCUCACCCAAACCCCCGGCGAGCAUCACAGGGCCGCCGCCUCGCCCGCCUCCGUCGUCUCCGUCGAUAAUUCCGCUCUGUACCGUGGCCAUUCCUCGCACUCGAUGCAGCCGUCGACCCCGGCCGGAGCUUCUGCGCCAUACGGUUCCGGUGGGGGGUCUGCGUCUGUGCCUGGCGGUGUUGGAGGAUCGCGAAACUCGAUUUCCCUGGAUGGGCCGACGCCGGGGAAUGGCGCAAAGAGAAAGGCCGAUGAGGAGGAGCCUGGGACUGGCGCUGGGGCUGCGGGACCGACGAAGCAGCAGAGGAGUAAGAGGAAUCGCUAUAUCUCAAUUGCCUGCAACGAAUGCAAGCGCCGAAAGAUAAAAUGCAAUGGCGAAACCCCCUGUCAACGAUGCGGAAACCUCAACCUCGCCUGCCUAUACGCUCCAAACUGCUGCUCCAACAACUUCAAAGAGUCCGAGGAGUUUAAAAACAUGACGGCCAAGGUCAGCAAGCUCCAGGAGCAGGUCGACAAUCUCUUCCAGAGCCUCAACGCCCUCCGAAGCGAAACCCUCCCGCGAAUGCUUCCCCCGCAAGACCGCGUCCUACCUCUCGUCUCGCCGAGCGCACCCCCGACCGUUUCGCCAUCUCCAGUCUUGUCGCACGGUUCUGCGUACCGGCCUGAGAUGACACAGCCGAAGACUACGUUCCGUGGAGGGCACCUGGGCGGCGCGUCGUUUGCUACUGAUAUGCCGACGAUACAAUCUUUGGGAGCAUACAAGGGUGUGCCAUACGGCACUGGAGACUCCGAGGCCGAUGAUCAAUCGCCUCGUCCGCUGGCUAUUCAAAGUGGCGCCAGUGGCGGACCGACUACUUCGGCCCCUCAGGACCCUCUAUGGGACAUGUCGAAUGACGAGAUGCUUCGCCUUUGUCGCCUACACGAAGAGGAGAUUGGAAUCUUGUUCCCGGUUAUUACCAUCCAGACCGUUACAAGUCACGCGCAAAGUCUAGCCUCGUUUAUGGAGAGUAGUAGGAGAGACGGCAUGUUACCGAGCCUAAACGACGAGAGGACGUUGCUUCUGAAAGUGGUCAUCUGUUGCGCGCUCACCUUUGAGGAACAUGGCCACAGCGACAAGGCGACUCGUAUCUACGAGAGUAUGGAGGCUGAGCUCAACGCGAAGCUCAUGGCCGAGGCGAACAACGUCAGGAAUUUACCGCUCCUCAUAUUGCUGGCAGGCUACCGGUUCCUAUCCAACGACGAGAUCCUUGCGUGGAGAGUUAUGGGACAGGUGGCGAGGUUGUGUCUCGAGCUGGGUCUGCAUCACCGGAGUAGCAUGAUGGCGAUCGAGAACGACGAGGAUAGGCAGACUGGGCUUACGUGCUUUUGGUUUGCCUACGUGUAUGAGAGGAUAUGGUCGUUUGGGACGGGGCUACCGUAUGUUGCGAGAGACGAGGAUAUCGACCCGCAGCUACCGUUACCGGAGGAUCAUCCAUAUCUCAUGACACUGAUCGCGUACUCGCGGUUAGGCGCUCGAGUUUUCAAGCUCACGUCACAGUACGGCCAGCCCGCUGCUCAGGAAAUUUCGACCUACGAAGUGAACAACCUAGACCGAGAAAUCGUUCAGUGGUAUGAAAAGGCGCCGGAGGAGGUCAAGAUCAAGGACUGGAGUCAGGAGAAGCGGAUGGUUACCACCCCUUCGUACAAUCUUCGACGAUUGCGGAUAUGGACAUAUCUCCGCUUUAACCAGCUCCGUCUAUGGCUGUAUAGGCCCUUCCUUUGCAACUCCAACACCAUCCGAAACAACUUCCACUACGCCCAAACCGCCGUUCACCUCGCUACCGACACCAUCCGCUACCUCAACCACAUCGACACGACGACAAACCUCUACCGAAAAAUGCAAGUCUUUUACCAACAAUUCCUCACAUCGGCCGUCGCCGUCGUCUUCCUCGCUGCGGCGCACUGCCCGCAACAGUUCUCGGCCGUGUCCCGCGACCACUUUUACAUGGUGCUCGACCUCGUCAAAGACCUCUCGGCAAAGUCGUGGGUAUCCAAGAGGCUCUGGCGCACAUUCAGCGCCCUCAAAGAAGUCGCGCCCAAGGUGACGGGGAGCAUGAUGACCCCGUCUGCCGCGCACGACGACCAUCUGACUGACGGGUCAUCGACGGGGCUUUCCAUGGGAUCCGGCACCGCUAGACCGCAAUCAGCUCUUCACCCGAUUUCGAUGAUAAAUAAUAAUAAUACUAAUAAUAGCCCCUAUCCGAGACCUACGCUCAGAUCGGCUCCCGUAGCGCCGAGGCCCGGGGGACCGUACGCGCAGCAUGCCGAGCCCCCCGUGGCGCAGAGCGCAAACGGUGUGCAGUUGAUGAUGGAGAUGAGGAGGGUUUUCGAUGUUUAUAUCGGAGGCGGGAGUGGAGGGCCUGGGAAGGUGGAUUUAUUACCUUCGGCGAAUUCGUUCGGGAGAUUUGUGGAGGAGAAUGUGUUUCACCAUUUUAAAGAGUUGGUUUAG
Scedosporium apiospermum is the source of this 2523-nucleotide messenger RNA. Its product is annotated as Fungal specific transcription factor domain-containing protein. Gene Ontology annotation, biological process: positive regulation of transcription from RNA polymerase II promoter by galactose; DNA-templated transcription. The record is from RefSeq and is a predicted model, not a curated record. Gene Ontology annotation, molecular function: DNA-binding transcription factor activity, RNA polymerase II-specific; zinc ion binding; RNA polymerase II cis-regulatory region sequence-specific DNA binding. The transcript is spliced from 5 exons. Gene Ontology annotation, cellular component: nucleus. The coding region runs from base 1 to 2523 and encodes 840 amino acids. Lineage: Eukaryota; Fungi; Ascomycota; Sordariomycetes; Microascales; Microascaceae.